AUGAGUAAAAUUGUAAGGCAACGUGUUAGCAUGCACGAUGAGUCGACUAGUAUCUCGUUAUAAUCCAAAAGUGUAAAUAAAAAGAAAAAUGCUUAUCAUAAGCGCUAGCCUAUCAAAUAAUUGAUUUGUAUCGUAUCAGUGCCAAAAUCCGUUGGAGAAUACGUCUUUGUUAAAGCGGAUGUGGAACUAAAGUUAGCUCUCUCUUACAUACCUGACCACUGUUUGGGAAGUUUGAAAGAGACUCCUUGUACCUACAACCACAGAGUUACUCGCACUGAUUAACUUGGUGAUGUCUAUUUCUACACUCUCGAACUUCUCGACCAAGACAACUAUUCAAUUGAAUAAAUUAUUAAUAUUCUGUCUCAUAAGGACGACCCAUGCGCUUAACUGGCGAUCCAACUUGUAAACUAAAGAUUUAACAUACUUAAUGAAUACACACAACAUUACUAUAUAUCAAAUGAAGAAUUGUUGGAAGUUGAAUAAAUAGCUAAAGACUACCCAUAUCAAUGUAUAAUUUAAAAAGUGAACAAGGACAAUAGUUCACUUUCACAAAGAAUAGUCAACGAUCAAUUUUACACUCUGAUGGGAGUGACUUCUGAUAUGAUGUUUAACCAUCUCCAUGAAACUAAAACACUCCCCUCAAUAUUUGAUAUAGGUGCCUCAUUAAAGAUGUGGUGUGAUCUCACUAUUGGAUCCAUCUCUAGUGUUUAAUAUUUUGAUCAAUAUAUAAACACAUACGAGGGAGCUCAAUACAAGUGCCGAAUUGAGCAAAGAUAGAUGUUCAAAAGAACACAAGUCAAUCCGAAUUAAAUUGUCUUCAUAGAGUUCUGGAUAUUCAAAUUAGACGAACCGUUGAAAUCCCAUCUAUUAAAUCCCCAAAGACUCUAUCUGAACUAGAUAGACUACUUUAAUAAGAAGAACACAGAGGAGGAAUAUCAACUUUUUUAAAAAUCACUGAAAUAUAUUGAAACUCCCCACUAUAAAAAUUCCCAACCUUGCGGUUAUAAAUUACUCCCUUGGAUUUGA
Molecule: messenger RNA, 1026 nt
Organism: Paramecium tetraurelia
Lineage: Eukaryota; Ciliophora; Oligohymenophorea; Peniculida; Parameciidae
Exons: 2
Source: RefSeq, a predicted model, not a curated record